Caenorhabditis briggsae is the source of this 1605-nucleotide messenger RNA. Gene Ontology annotation, molecular function: UDP-glycosyltransferase activity. The coding region runs from base 1 to 1605 and encodes 534 amino acids. The record is from RefSeq and is a predicted model, not a curated record. NCBI's taxonomy places the organism in Eukaryota, Metazoa, Nematoda, Chromadorea, Rhabditida, Rhabditidae. The transcript has 7 exons.
AUGAACAUCUAUUCUUCACUCCUAUCAUUUUUACUAUUCAAUCUCUUGGAUGCCUACAAGGUCCUCGUAUUUAACCCAGCCUUUGGUGCUAGUCAUUCCAAUUUUCUCGGAAAAAUUUCUGAUAUUCUCAUUGAUGCAGGUCACGAUGUGACAAUGCUGAUUCCCAUCUCCAUGCAAAGUAAAAAACACCUAGUUGGUUCGAAAAAGGUCAAGAAAAUCAUUAAAAUCGAACAAGAUCCUCGUAGUAUCGAGCUCUAUCGAGAAUCUGGUCAUGAAGAUGUUCUAAGAAAACAAGUUUGGAAAGUUGAUUUGGAUAUUUUCAAGUUUUUCGAUAUGGCAGCGAAUUUCAGCAAAAAUUGUGGGUAUCAAUGUGAACAAGUUUUUAAACAAACUGAAAUUCUCAAGAAUUUGAAAAAAGAGAAGUAUGAUUUGGGAAUCACCGAGUCUUUAUUCAUUUGUGGAUAUCCUCUAUUCGACCACAUUGGUAUUAAAACCGUCAUAAAUGCAGAUUCAGUUCUAUUCAUGGAUAUUAUGAAAAAUGCUCUCGGCGAACCAUCAUUCCCAUCAUUCUAUCCAGCACUCAUCUCACCAAAGACUGAUAAGAUGACUAUGCUGGAAAUAAUCGGAAACACUCUUCAAAUGAUAUUGCCCGCCUAUUUUUCCAAGAUGCGAUUUGAAGAAGAAUUGAAAAUGAUUGAACCAUAUUACAACGGAACAAAAACAUGGAGAAAACAUUUGGAAGGAGUUGCAUUCAAUAUGGUCAACUCGAAUCGAUAUCUCGAUUAUGCGAGCCCAACUUUGCCCAAAACAGUGUUCAUUGGAGGAAUGCAAGUGAAUACAAAUAAAAAUGGAAAGGUUAAAUUGUAUGAAGAUUGGGAUGAUCUUUUGAAUCAAAGAAAACAAAAUGUGUUAGUUUCAUUUGGAUCGAAUGCAUUCUCUUCGGAUAUGCCUGAUGAGUUCAAAAAAACUUUUUUGGAAGUUUUUGCAUCGACGCCAGAUGUGACCUUCAUUUGGAAAUAUGAGGAAGCAAAUGCGACGUUGGCAAGUCAUCUGAAAAAUGUUAAACUGACCACUUGGAUGCCUCAGAAUGAUUUAUUGGCUGAUCCUCGACUUACCCUUUUCGUCACUCACGGAGGUCUCGGAAGCUCAAUAGAACUUGCGCAUCAAGGCAAACCGGCAAUUGUUAUCCCACUAAUGGCUGACCAGCCCCGUAACGCCCAUAUGCUAACCAGACAUGGUGGAGCGUUACAACUUGGAAAGAGUGAUCUCAAUGAUCUUGAAAUUAUUCGAAACGCGAUUCGAGACGUUCUGGAAAACAAAGUCUAUCAGGAAAAUGCAGAAAGAUUGGCGAAAAUCUUGAAGUAUCAACCGUACAGUCCAGCCGAUGUUGUUUUGAAGCAUUGUGAUUUCGCUGUGAAAUUUGGACCGUUGGAUACUUUGCAAUCAGAAGGGAGACAUCUAAAUUUGUUCCAGUUUUACUCCUAUGACAUUUUUGUUGUACUAUUUCUGAUUGUAUUAUCCAUCAUAGUUAUUAUUGUGUUGAUUUUUACCGUUUGCUUGAGAUUCUUCAGAAAGUUUUCCAGUAACAAGGUCAAAAAGGAGUGA